GUGUCCAGAGAGACGGAGGAGUGUCUGGAUGAAGGGAACGUCAGAAAGAGAUAAAUCAGCUGUGUGACUGAGUUUUAGUCAGAAAGCUGCCAGAACUCAGCAGCUUCUCCUCUCUGAUGAUGGAGACCAAGGACGGAGCAGAGCUCUGCUUUCCAGAACUCCUCAACACCUCCUGCAGGAAGCCGGCGCCUCCUGGUUCUGAAGCUGUGCUUGGACACAUCCUGAUGUCCUCUGUCUCUGUGCUCACUGUGACUCUCAACCUGCUGGUCAUCAUCUCAGUCUCACACUUCAGGCAGCUUCACUUUCCCUCUAACCUCCUCCUCCUCUCUCUGGCCGUCUCUGAUUUCCUCGUGGGCCUCCUUGUGUUGCCCAGUGAAAUCUUCCGACAGUCAGCCUGCUGGUUUCUUGGUGACCUCAUGUGUUCUCUGUAUAAUUAUGUAACAUUAAUCAUAACGUCUGCCUCAGUAGGAGACAUGGUCCUCAUAUCAGUGGACCGUUAUGUGGCUGUUUGUGAUCCUCUGCAUUACUCCACCAGAGUCACUGUGAGAAGAGUUCAAACCUCUAUCUGUAUGUGCUGGUUCACCUCUGUUUGUUACUGUGGCUUAAUUUCAAAGGGUGACCUAACACAUCCAGGCAGACCUCGUAUUUCCUGUUUUGGGGAGUGUGUAAUUGUAAUGAAUGACAUCACAGGGGUCGUUGACCUCGUUGUGACCUUUAUCAGUCCCAUCUCCGUCAUCGUGGUUCUGUAUGUGAGAGUGUUUGUGGUGGCUGUGUCUCAGGCUCGUGCCAUGCGCUCUCAUGUUACAGCUCUCACACACAAACCAUCAGUGAACGUAAGAACCAAGAAAUCUGAGCUGAAAGCAGCCAGAGCUCUGGGUGUCGUCGUCGUGUUUAUAAUAUGUUUCUGUCCAUAUUACUGUGUCUUUCUUGCAGGAGAGAACUUACUCAACGCUCAAUCUGGGGCCUUUGUGCUCUACGUGUUCUAUUUUAACUCCUGUAUAAAUCCUGUCAUUUAUGCAUUAUUCUACCCCUAG
Thalassophryne amazonica is the source of this 1034-nucleotide messenger RNA. Its product is annotated as trace amine-associated receptor 4-like. Gene Ontology annotation, molecular function: trace-amine receptor activity. The coding region runs from base 117 to 1034 and encodes 305 amino acids. The record is from RefSeq and is a predicted model, not a curated record. Gene Ontology annotation, cellular component: membrane. The transcript is spliced from 5 exons. NCBI's taxonomy places the organism in Eukaryota, Metazoa, Chordata, Actinopteri, Batrachoidiformes, Batrachoididae. Gene Ontology annotation, biological process: G protein-coupled receptor signaling pathway.